Messenger RNA from Marasmius oreades (fairy-ring Marasmius), 597 nucleotides. RefSeq lists its product as uncharacterized. Bases 140 to 523 code for a protein of 127 amino acids. Gene Ontology annotation, biological process: axon guidance. The record is from RefSeq and is a predicted model, not a curated record. The transcript is spliced from 2 exons. NCBI's taxonomy places the organism in Eukaryota, Fungi, Basidiomycota, Agaricomycetes, Agaricales, Marasmiaceae.
GAAAUAUUCAGAACUUACCUCUCCGAAUGUUUUCUCAGCUUUUUUUCGUUUCUUUUCUGUUUUUUUCAGUGCAGGCAAAGUCCAGGUCUUAUUACAAUCAACAAUGCUACGAUGAACAUGAUCAGCUUAUUCCUUGUCAAUGGACCAAGGCAGAAGUCAUAACCGCCGUCGUUAUUCUUGGUAUAUUUCUAUCUCACCAUGGAUAUCCAACGUUAUCGAGUUGUUAUCACGUUUAGUCCUGCUUUUAUCGUUCCUUCUGUUCCUCUGCUGCUCCUGCUGUCGUUGUCGAUCCUCUCGGCGUUCCAAGACUACUUCGUCGACAGCGACAUCGAACUCGAUAUCCAUACCAAAAAUUCCCAACUAUUCUCGUGAUUAUCACGUCGACGUUGAGUCGGGAUUAUCGUCCUACGACGCAGCUUUGAAUGAGCGAUCAGCUGUUGAGAAAAAGCAGACGUGGACAUCUUGGAACACAUCGCUAUCGAAGAAUGCCAUUGCCGCUCCUGUAAGUUUUCGCCACCGUUGAAAUAUUGAGUGCCAUGUUUUUCGUUGCCACUGCUCAAUUGUGUUUUGAUAGGAACCUACCCAUCCAUCCUCCUA